AUGAUUUGUUUAGAUUGUUUACAAGGCAAAAUUGAUGAAAGAUACAAAUCACUAUGUGUACGUCAUGGUAUUGAUUUAAUUUCUGUUUUGUAUAUUUUCAGGGGUCCUUUUGUUUUGGCUAUGGGUAAGAGUUGGUGCCCUGAACAUUUUGUUUGUGCCAAUCCUCGUUGUGGCUGUAAAUUGAUUGAUGUGGGAUUUGUUGAGGAAGGUGGACAUUUAUAUUGUGAGCAGGAUUACGCUCAACACUUUGCACCAAAAUGCCACAAAUGUACUAGAGCUAUUGUAGGGGAAUGUGUAAAUGCCCUGUCUCAACAAUGGCAUCCAGAAUGUUUCCUGUGUGGUAAAUGCCAUCAACCAAUUGGUGGAACACAGUUUCAUAUUGAGGAGGGUAAACCUUACUGUGAGAAAGAUUGGGGAGCUAUGUUCCAAACUAUGUGUGCUGGAUGUGAAUUUCCUAUUGAACCUGGAGACAGAUGGGUUGAAGCUAUGAGUAAAAACUUUCACUCAGAGUGUUUCUAUUGUAUGACUUGUCAAGUAAGUUUAGAAGGACAACCUUUCUACUGUAAGAGUGGUAAACCAUUCUGUAAAAAACACGCUCGAUAA
Messenger RNA from Lottia gigantea (owl limpet), 603 nucleotides. RefSeq lists its product as hypothetical. The record is from RefSeq and is a predicted model, not a curated record. Gene Ontology annotation, biological process: actin cytoskeleton organization; muscle structure development. Gene Ontology annotation, cellular component: Z disc; filamentous actin; stress fiber. Lineage: Eukaryota; Metazoa; Mollusca; Gastropoda; Lottiidae. Bases 1 to 603 code for a protein of 200 amino acids. Gene Ontology annotation, molecular function: actin binding; muscle alpha-actinin binding. The transcript has 4 exons.